AUGGCAAUCCAUGGUGGGGGCUUCACCUUUCUUCCUCGUGGCCUCACCAGAACUCUACAUGUGGAAAUGAUUGUCAAUGCUUUGUUUCGAGACAGGAAAAACGUCCUACUGAAGUUGAAGAAGAGGGUGGACCUCAGCGAGUCAUACACUCUGAUCCAGCCGCAUCCAAAUUUCGCCCACACAGAGUUUGGGGUGUUAGUCAAUAGCUUCGCCGGUUACACCAAACCAAUAAACGCCUUCAUGAAAGAUUACAUUUUACUUGGCAUUAUUCCAGCAUCAGCUGUACGAAAUGGAAGUGAAGGUUUCACAUCCAACGGGAACAUAAUCCAGUUUUCAAAUUGCGACGGAACACCCCACAGCUACUUUGCAUUCUUUCCUCACUACAAUCUGGAACCUCCCAGUAACCGUUCUGACUCUGGCGGUGUGGCGGACAUUUGGCGCUCUAAGGCAAUUCCCAUCACCUAUCCUGACCACAGUAUGCCGAACGAGUUCUUUUACUUGACAGAAGUGCAUUUUGGAGGUUGUGGCACCUACUCAUCCAGUGACCAAUGGACCAAAUAUGGCUUUAAUGCCACAGCCAUUGGAAUUCGCUAA
This is a messenger RNA of Porites lobata, 594 nucleotides long. The record is from the annotation of a GenBank genome assembly. Lineage: Eukaryota; Metazoa; Cnidaria; Anthozoa; Scleractinia; Poritidae.